Erpetoichthys calabaricus (reedfish) is the source of this 3447-nucleotide messenger RNA. RefSeq names its product tripartite motif-containing protein 16-like. Gene Ontology annotation, molecular function: zinc ion binding; protein binding. The coding region runs from base 130 to 1872 and encodes 580 amino acids. The record is from RefSeq and is a predicted model, not a curated record. NCBI's taxonomy places the organism in Eukaryota, Metazoa, Chordata, Cladistia, Polypteriformes, Polypteridae. The transcript is spliced from 6 exons.
UGCUUGAGACGCCCUUGACUGUAAUGGACUGCACACGUCAUGCAAACAGGCGUGUCGGCAUUCUAGUCGAGUCGAGUUACUUUCACCUCCUGCCUUGAGAGGCGACGCCCGCGUGUCUGACUGUGCACAAUGGCAGCAGCUAAUCUCUCUGUGUCUGCCGAUCAAUACACCUGCUCGGUGUGCCUGGAGGUCCUGAAGGAGCCGGUCACCAUCCCGUGCGGACACAGCUACUGUAUGGACUGCAUUGAGCACUACUGGAACGAGCUGGAUACCAUAAGGAGUUACAACUGCCCUCAGUGCAGACUGGAGUUUGACCCUAGGCCAAAACUUUACAGAAAUAUAAUACUUAAAGAGCUGAUCGAAAAUCUGAAGAAAAUGCAAGUCAGUGCUACUGCGUCUGCGAGCUGUGCUGGACGUGACAAUGUGCUGUGUGAUUUCUGCAUUCGGAGAAAAGUGAGAGCUGUGAAGACCUGUCUGACCUGCAUGGCCUCUUACUGUGAGACUCACCUGCAGCCACACAAGCACUCGGAAGUUCUCAAAAGACACAAGCUGGAGAAGCCAACAAGAAAUCUCGAAGAGAAACUCUGUACAACGCAUCAGGAAGUGCUUAAAAUGUUCUGUAGGACGGAUGGGACCUGCAUCUGCUUAAUGUGUGCGGCAGGCGAGCACAAGAACCAUGACAGGGUGACACCUGAAGAAGAGACAUCUAGAAGACAGGAUGAGUUGGAGAAAACCAAGGCUGAAAUGAAAAACAGGAUCAAGGAGAAAGAGAAGAAACUGCAGGAGAUGAAGGAGGCCAUAGUGAGAAUUCAGAGUUCUGCAGACAGAGAAGAGCAGGAACAUGAGCAGACCUUCAGAUGUCUAAUUCAGUCCAUUGAGAGGCUGAAGUCAGAGGUCACUGAAGCCAUUAGAGACUACAAGCAAAGGGAAGUCAGAAGGGCUGAGGAGUUCAUCGAACAACUGGAGAUGGAGAUCCAGGAGCUGAAGAGGAGAGACACUGAGCUGGCCGAGCUUUCACAAACAGACGACCACAUCCACUUCCUAAAGAAAUUCCCCUUCCUGUGUGUCCCACCUGGAGAUGGAGGUACAUUCAGCAUUACUGUGGGUGACAAUCUGAAAACUCUGAAGAAAAAUCUCUCUGAUCUGAAGAUAAGUCUGGAGGAGAUGAGAGGCUGGGAGUUGAUGAAGAUCAGUGAGACCGAGGUCGACACGCCAGAUUACAUUCUGCAGAAUGUGAGGAAUAGAAAUUAUUUCGUAAAAUUCUCCUGUUCUGUCACAUUGGACCACAACACGGCAAACAGACACCUUAUCUUCUCUGAUGGGAACAUGAAGGUGACAUAUCAAAAGACGGAGUCCCCAUAUCCUGAUCAUCCGGACAGAUUUGACUACUGGCCCCAGGUUCUGUGCAGAGAGGCACUGAGUGGGACUCGCUGUUACUGGGAGGUCGAGUGGAGUGGGAUGUGGACUGUGAUCGGAGUGACGUACAAAGGAAUUAGCAGGAAAGAGAGUGACAGUCUCCUUGGAUUCAAUGACAGGUCUUGGCGUUUGUUCUGCUCUGAUUCCAGUUACUCUGCAUGGCACAAUAAGAAAAAGACUGAAAUUGACGUCCCUACCAGUCAUAAAAUCGGUGUGUACCUGGACUGUCCUGCUGGCUUCCUGUCAUUUUAUAGUGUCUCAGACACCCUGACCCUCCUGCACAGAUUUAAAGCAUCACUCACUGAACCGGUUUAUCUGGGCUUUGGGGUUGGACCCAACUCCAUGGUCUCAGUCUGCCCUCUAAAUCUCCUGUCCUCCGUGUCUCGGUUAAAACAAAACCUUCUUGUAUUUUGGGGUGGAGUGGUAAAGAAGAACAAUGCUGGAGGCAAACAGUAGGGCGAGGUACACAUGGGACCCCAAUAACCUGGACAGCAGAGUCCUGAUUAAUUCAGUCCAAUGUUCUUCACAGAAUCUUUUUGUGCUGCAAUGUUGUAAAGCUGCUGACAGGAGUUAACAGGGGUUGCUUGCAGUAUUUGCGCUCAGCAAGGGUUAAUGCUGAGAGGUGGUCUCAUCUCCUGCAGGCAGAGACCUCACUAGCUUUUAUGAGCACCAUUUUGUGGAAACUACUGAGAGAGCGUCAGCUGCCCAAUGUCUCUCUGGGUUUCUGCCCUUAAGAAGAUGUUUUCUCAUUGCACAUUUGGAAGAUUUGAUCUUGUGAGGUGGUCAGUGGUGGGCACUGCUGAUUCUUUACUGAAGAGUUGCCCGGCUGGUUACUGAUUUUGUUGAGGUUGCAUUUGUGGGUUUUCUCUUCACCCGAAGGACACAGAAGGUUAGAUUGAUUGGAAAGUCAAAAUUGACCCAGUAUGGGUGAGAGGGGGACAACCUGUGAUGUCUUGGCAUCCCACCCAGAAUGGUUUGUAUCUGAUGGAGAUGUCUCACUGAUUUCCUUUCUGGAAAGUUCUUGGAUACUGUGGAUGGUGCAGCAUAGUAACAAAAUGGCUAACACUCCUGUGGCAUGGAUCUACAUUCCUAGGUUUGAAUCUUCCACCAGAUAACGCCUCAGUGGUGUCACAUUUUCCUACAUUUUUUCACAAUGCUUUAUUAAUUUUCAAAGGAUAGGGUAGCAGAAAAAAGGAAAAAUCCCCAAGCAGCUGGUGCCAACAUCACUAAAGGUUUGUGUUUGCCAUAUGUCUGCAUGGAUUUUCCAUCAAUAUCCCAGUUUUCCCUUUCACAUCCCAUAGGACAUGCAGGAUAAGAUAACUGGUCAUUUCCAAUAUGGCCCUGUGAUGGACUGGCAUCUCUCCAUGGCUGUUUCCUAGUUUGUGUAGAGUGCUGCCAGGUUUGGUUGUGGACCCCUGUAUCCCUGUACAGGAAAUGCUGGGACACUUCUGGCCGGAGCUGCAUGGUAGUUCUGGGGUUAGUACUGCUGCUUCCAGUAUCCAGUGUUCUGGGUUCAAGUCGUACCUCCAGAUGAAAUCCCUGUACCCACAUGAGUUUUCCUCCACAACCUCAGCGAUUUGCAGAUUUUAACUGGUGAGUACAAAUUGACCUCUUAUUUGACCUUAGUGGGCCUUUUUAUGAACCAGUGCCCCAUACAGGGCUGUUUUCCCCAUGCCACACUGUGCUGCCAGCAGAGGCUCUGGUAACCCUAACUUGUUUAAGAAUGGAUGACUGAGUGUGGAAGGACCUUUCAAAGUCCCUCAGACUUUCUCUGCAUUAUUAACGAAUCACCAAAGGACCCCAGCAGAGUCACGUGUAACUAUGGCAACCCAGAGCUGAAAUGAAGCUGUGCCUCCACUUUACCAGCAGGGGGCGCACCGUGAUGAUUGUUGCCAUUUGUUGAGUGUAACGUUUAGUAAUCCUCUUUGUAUCUUCUGUAUGGUAUACCGGAAUUGGCUUUUAGCACUUUUUGAACAUCCUGGCUUUGUCUCUGUGGUUUGGGAAACUCUCAUCCAAUAAAGCUUUAUGGAG